Molecule: messenger RNA, 712 nt
Organism: Pelobates cultripes (western spadefoot toad)
Lineage: Eukaryota; Metazoa; Chordata; Amphibia; Anura; Pelobatidae
Source: the annotation of a GenBank genome assembly
AUGCAGUCCCCUGCUGAUAAACAGACAGUUACCCCCCCUCCCACCUCUACUAAACCCAGCAAACGUGAUAAGACAGCCAUGUCUACAGACGCUGCUGUCAUUGGGGGAGUUGGGGACGCAUCCCAGGAGCACGUGAACUCAGAGGAGUUCCAGGCGCUCCUGGAUGCCACGAUGAGUAGGUCUGUCACACAGGCCAUUUUUAAUGCCAUGGGGGCGAUGUCGGACACCCUGUCCCACUCCAUUUCCUCUGCUAUUAGGGCAUCCGGUCACAACCCGGGCUCGGCACCCCCUAUAUCCAGUGAUAGCAAGCCAAUGGUCCCUAGCGGCCGCAAGGCUACGUGUAAAUCGCACCAUCUGUCAGGUGCUACCUCCAGAACCAGUAAGACGGACAGGUUGCGCCCUGUUGAGAUUGAUGACGUGGUGCUCCCACGUAAAAGAGCCCCCCGCCGGGCAAAAACGGUGCGGACUUGGAAGAGGGCAAAAGCCCUAUCUGAUCCGUCCGACUCCGACUCCGACUCAGAGGAGGUAUCAGAUGGGUCCGAUGACAUCGACCCAAUUAAUUCAGACAAUUCAUCCCCCGAACGCAGCGACACCGCGCCUCCAGCUCUAGACGCGGAGCGCGAGACGGAUGAGUCCGCUGUGUUAGACCCCCAAGGGGGCGUUCAGCGGAGUGGUAUCCCACGACUCAUGUGGCCGUUUAUAUUGCGACUAG